AUGUAUGCUUUCUUUUGGGCUGGGUCUACUGAUAGGCCUGAUCCUACUGGUUUUAUCAUACCGGAUGAAAAUGGCCUCAUACAACCUCUUAAGGCCUAUAGUAAUCAAAACCUGGUUCUAAAACUUCCUGAUGGGAAAACUCUGAAGGAUAUUCGUUGGCUGGCCGUUUGGUGCAGGAAGUUUAGAGCUAACUUUGGAGAUAUCUACGUGGACAGCAAAACUGAACUUCCCAAGUCAGCUAAGAUUGGCCCCUUGACUCAUACAGCACAUGGAGUAUCAUCUGAGCCAAUAAUGGUCAUGGACGCCCAAACCUUCAUUGUUCCUAACUUUAAAUACGACGGACAGGGACCUGCCGCCUAUUGGUGGGUUUCAAGUGGAUCUCAACAAAACGGUCUCGGAACUCAACUUACAGAUGAAAAAAACAGUGAAGCACCGUUGAAAAGAUACAAUGGUAAAACGGUAGUGAUAAGUCUUCCGGACGAUAAAACCAUCUAUGAUUAUGACUGGUUUGGAGUUUGGUGUGAAGAAUUCAGCGUCGACUUUGGGCACGUAAGAAUCCCACACGACAUCAGAGUUCCGCCCUCUCUGCAUUUGCUUGGUGUGAAGUCUGAGAAUAAAUUAAACUGUGAGAUCCUACAAGAUGGUCUGGGGUUAGAACUCCGAUGGGUAAUGGAUGGUGGAGACACAGUGAUGCAGCUCGUUGGAAGAAUUGGUGAUGGAGAUUAUAUGGCUUUCGGACUUAGCAAAGAUGACAGCAGGACUGAGAUGGUGAAUGCAGAUGUCAUAGUAACGUGGAUUGACAGUGGUGGUCAAGGUCACGCCGAGGACUACUUCCUGGCUAGUAAAGAACAAUGUGUAGGAACUCAUGGAAGUUGUCCAGACCAAAAGUACCCAGGUGCAAAUAACAGUGUUACUUUGCUAAAUGCAGCUACUGUCAAUGGAUAUAAGAUGAUUACUUUCAGACGACCUCAAAUUGCUUUGGACAAAGAAUAUGACCAGAACAUAUAUUCAGACGGUCCUCAAGCUGUGUUGUGGGCCAUUGGACCAAUCAACAAUCGCGGGGAAGUCUCAUACCAUAAACUGCGUACAGACGGAAAUAUGUUUAUCGAUUUUGCUCGGGCUCCUAAAUGGAACUGUCCAGUUCCUGCUGGUGACUCUGAAUAUUCUUCAACGAAUGAUGACGUCGAAACGGUCUCGGAACUAGAGGGUACUCAAUAUGCUAGUAGUAACACAGAAGUUGAAAAUCGAGCUUGGGAGAUUCCUUCCAUCGUCUGUCCAGCAAAUAGAACGUUCUACGCUCAGAUUGGACCUACUGGUGGAAAGAAAGGCUAUCAAGGCAUCACAGGCCAAGUGGGAUGGGGCAUUGCUUGGUACAUCAAUGGGUUAAUUAUUCCCGAAAUUACGGUGCAGAGAGGAAAAACAUAUACAUUUUACGUGGAAGGAGGGAAUGACCCUGAAAACCCAGCUCGUCAUCACCCGCUUUACAUUACAGAAAGUCCUGAAGGUGGAUUUGAGUACAAAACAAAACCAGAACGAAGAAGAGAAAAGGUUUUUGCGGGAGUAAAGAGAAGUCGAAGAGGACCACACCCUACAGCAGCCGGAAGACUGUGUGAAUGGAAAAUUCCAGUUAGCCAAGAGGAACCGCCAGAAUCAUACUCUACGUUUGCUGAAUUUCAACAGACAUUGAAACUGGAUUGUGCUCAAGGAGAGCCAGCAGUCCUGAAAUGGACUCCAAACGAGAGAACACCAAAUCUCGUAUAUUACCAGUGUUACACUCAUCGGUACCUCGGGUGGAAGAUACACGUGGUUGAUUCAUGUGACGAGACUUUCCAACCGGCUGCUAGUACACUCAGGGUUUACAAUAGUAACAACGAACAAGUCUUGCAGGGUAUAAAGCCCAAGACUAGUCUAACAAAGCUAGAAAAACCUAACACCGCUUUUAAGACUAAUGGACUUCCAUUGUUCGAGGCUUCAGAUGAUGUUAUAUCACCAGAGAUAAAUUUCACAGGAAACAGAAAGCCAGGCAUUAGUCACGAACAAGUCCUUCAUCAUGAACUGUAUGCACCUAGUUAUCAACUGCAUACGCAGGAAAAAGUCAUCAAUAACGAGACUGAAUAUAACAUAUCACAUAAGGACAAACAAUCUGCAACUCAUGAUGUGUACAGUGUACCGCAGAGGGAUACUUCGUCAACAGGUUAUAAUUUACAGCAGUCAUCUUUUCUUAACAAACCAUACAGUGUCCACGGAGACGUUACUAAAAACGCGUCUGUUAAGGAAGAGCAAUAUGUGUACUAUAUCCCUGUGGGUCAGUUAAACAGGGAUUUCCCUCGUGCUCCGGUCCAGGCAAGCCAUUUAUCAACUUUUAGUUCGAGAUCUUCUGAGCCUCAAACUGGGUCGUUUUUUCUUGACAAUUCUAAACACAUUAGUCAUCAUAUCAACAAAAACAAGAAAAGGCAACUGGAACAAAAUGCACCUGUUAUAAAAUUCGAAGGAGGAUUCAGACCUAUACUGACUUCAUAUAGUGAGGAUCGUUUUCCAGAUCCUACAACCCCUCCACCAAAUGACCCAAGGCCAUUCCCAUUAAGCGAACAUGAUUCUGUUCCAUUUCACGGGGCCUUCAAGCCUGGUGAACCUGAUUUCAGCGGGUUUGGUGUUUCUAAGUUUGGUCAAGCAGUAGCAGCACUGCCUAAUGUUCAUUCAAAUAUUGAGAUAAAUCCUCAACAAACAGAAAUAUUUCGAAAACCAGUUUUACCACCUUCCAGUGUUCAACUUCCUUCUGCAGAAGAACGUAGUGACGCUCAUUUACCCGGAACGGCGCACUUCUCACAAAAGCAGCAGCAAGAACAACCUAACUAUGGCAAUGAAAACGAUCAGGAAGUAACUAAUCCCAUAGUUGCCGCUUCUCAGUUGAGUUACAUGUAUGCUGCUCAAGAUACUGGGGGAAAACAUAACCAUGGCAAAGAAACUUCAGAGAAUAUUCCAUUAAAACAUAGUUUAAACACAAGUAAUCAGGACGACUUGAAAAGUCAGCAUAACCAUCCUGGUGCUUAUGAGCUCUCUGUAAACGACGAGAAAGAUGUGUCCCAAUUGACAAACUCCGAUGAGUUAAACUUAAACCCUCAACCCGUUGGUCAUUCAGAAGAUAUAUCUGAAAACUCUUAUUCAGGAUCCUACUAUCAGCUAGCAGAUAUUUAUUCUGAUGCCAGCUCAACGGUAGAAGAAACACAAGGGGACACAGCAGAAGAAUCCUAUGAUCACUACAACAACGAGUUUGGUAAUCACGAAGUCCAGCUUAGCACCAAGAAAAGCAACAGAACGUUGACCGAAGAUUUAUAUCUAUAUCCAAACAGUUAUAAUCCACCUACUGAUCAGCAGUCAACAGCAAAAUAUGGUCACGUAGAAACUCUUCAGUUGCAUCCUACAUACGUUCAGUCUUCAGAAGAAGAUGAGAAGAAUGGCUCAGAUUACAACAUCCUUUCUCAGGUUAUGGACUUGAUUAAUAACCCUGUAAUAAACCACGACCAACUAGGCAGUGAAGAUAACCCUAAGAGCGUAGUUAGAAGGUCAACAAAACUUCUGUAGAACUUGAGGAAACAACAGCAACAUAUAAAUAUAUAUAUAUAUAUAUUCUUAUGUAAUAGCUUCUAUGAGAAGAGAUGCUAAAAUAAUGCAAUAAUAAUUACAAUUAAUAACAAGUUAGUCUUAAUUAUGAGUAACAGGCAAACUGCAAUAAGCUAUCUGUUUGAACAAGCUAC
Molecule: messenger RNA, 3755 nt
Organism: Limulus polyphemus (Atlantic horseshoe crab)
Lineage: Eukaryota; Metazoa; Arthropoda; Merostomata; Xiphosura; Limulidae
Product: protein Skeletor, isoforms B/C-like
Exons: 15
Coding region: 1-3582 (1193 amino acids)
Source: RefSeq, a predicted model, not a curated record